AGCGUCCAAUUUGGUCUGAAUUAAAGGCAAAACGGCGCUUUUACUAUGAAUUCGCGGUCUCAAAAACACAUUUAUGAAAUAGUUUGUUUCUGGGUUUCAUAUUGUAUAAAAUACAUAAUCACGCUGGUACACGAGAUAAUCAGUGAUGAAGGCGUUCAGCUAGAUUUACAUGCAGUAAAAAUCACAAUCAGCUGUUAAAAUAAAAGCAGUUUUCUGUUGUGUUGCUCCAUUAAUGAACACACGUGUCUAGUGAAGUAAUCUUUAACAGAGAGAGAUGAGUAAACGAGAAGGUGAGGGAUGCGUCCGAAAACGGAAAACAGAUGUACAGAAAUCAGAAGACUGUAUAAAUCCAGAUUCACAUGUUAUAGCUGCUUUUAAAGUGUUCCAGCAAGAGCUUGACACCAAACAUGACAAACAUGAGCGUUUGGUGAAAAUCAGCCGAGAUGUCACCAUUGAGAGCAAACGGACCAUUUUCCUACUGCACAGAGUGACCAGUGUUCCAGAUGUUGAGGAGAUACUGAACGAGGCAGAUGUUAAACUGGAUGGCGUGAGGCAGAAGAUCGGUCAGAUAGCAGAAGAACUGAGAGGAGAAGAUUUACACCAGUUCCACAGAGCCUUCACACCAGGGAUUCAGGAGUAUGUUGAGGCCGUGUCCUUCCAUCACUUCAUCAAACAUCGCACACUCAUCAGUCUGGAGGAAAUCAACGCUCGUCUGGUCUUCAUGAGAGACGAACAAAAAACAAAGGGUGACAGUGAGGUCAUGUGGACUGGCCCGUGUGUACUGACCUUCCAGGUGACGCCGACCGAUUACCUGCUGGGUGUGGCUGACCUGACAGGCGAGCUGAUGCGCAUGUGUAUCACCAGCGUUGGCAACGGCGACAUGGACACGCCCUUCCAGCUCAGCACCUUCCUGCGGGAAAUCCACGACGGAUUCUCAUACAUCGGCAACACAGGACCAUACGAGGUGUCGAAGAAACUUCACACACUGCGGCAGAGCCUGGGUAAGGUGGAGGAUGCGUGCUACACACUGCACGUGCGAGGCUCAGAAAUCCCCAAACACAUGCUCGCUGACGUGUUCUCCAGCAGGGCGGCGCACUUAGACCCAGACGACACAAUGGCGUAAGAUAUCUUGAUGUUGUAAUUUCUUGUGCAUGUUGCCAGUUGACCUGCGUUUACAGUUUACAAAUAGACGGUGCAUAUUUUGUUAGAGUAUUCUGGGAGUAUUUGGUUUUUAAAAGGAUCCAAAAUUGCAUUUUUGACUUGUUUAUUGCUUCAUUGGUUGCAUGUUACCAUGCCUUGUUCCUCAUGUUUGUACUGUUAUAAUUCAUAUCAAUGAACACAUUUAAGAGUGAAUUUCUUCAUUUGAUUCUAUCUGAAAGUUGUAAACAUAUUUACCAUUCUUUUGAAAUACAACGGUCACUGAUCUGUCAAUAAAACUUGUUUUUGGUAUUAA
This is a messenger RNA of Myxocyprinus asiaticus (Chinese sucker), 1453 nucleotides long. RefSeq names its product translin-associated factor X (gene tsnax). Lineage: Eukaryota; Metazoa; Chordata; Actinopteri; Cypriniformes; Catostomidae. Gene Ontology annotation, cellular component: cytoplasm; nucleus. Gene Ontology annotation, molecular function: RNA binding; RNA endonuclease activity; sequence-specific DNA binding. The coding region runs from base 275 to 1123 and encodes 282 amino acids. The record is from RefSeq and is a predicted model, not a curated record. The transcript has 6 exons.